AGACUGAUAGACAGAUAAACAGGCUGAUAGAUAGAUAGAUGAGGUCUUAGACGUUCUGCUGACAUGGAGAAAACUGCCUCAAGCCUCUCCAGCUUAUCUGCUUGUUUUGAGUUCCACUUCCAUGGACAGACAUGCGGUGAGUCUAUAACAAGAACAGAAAUAAAGAACAUUUUAAGGUGAGAAUAUUCAAGCAAUUUAAAAGUCAUUUACUUUUUGUCGAGUUUCCUCAAAAGCCUGAAAGUUCGAGUGCAGAUAAAGUUCUUUCUUUUAAGAGUUCUUUUAGCCUAUCUGCUUGUGUGUAGGGUGAAAUGACAAAUUCCUUAAUGUAUUCUUUGUUAUUUAUUUUGAUGGAAAACACUGUCAGGCCGAAUCCUCCUGCUGGAUCCUUCGUGCACCGAUAGCUCUGGGAUGAUAAGUGAACCCACUGACCGAAAACGGGCAACAUGACAACAAUGGAUGUACCACUGGAUAAACUAAACAUUCGAUACAAGGAUGACGAUGGCACAGUGCUUUACGAGUCUUACAUACCUCCUUCUCGGGAUGCCGUCCAUCUCCCCAACUAUGUCAUCUACCUGAUCAUAGCCGUCUUCAUCGUGUUGUCUGUUCUUUACGCCAUCAUUGGCCACCUUAUCAAAGACCUCGUCCAUGAUUUUGCAGACUGCUUGCUUGGGGAGCAGCCUGAGGAAGUUGUGGUGAAUUAUUGUGAAGCCAAAGAUAAGUUUAUGGCAGACUGGUCCCCAGAAACAUCGCCUGAACUGGAGGCAAUGGCGCGGGCAGAGGAGAACAAGAUGAUGGACAUGGACUUCAUGAAAGCGCCUGCCAUCUGGAUCAUCUCCACAGAACCACAAGGCACCAGGAAAGGACCCCGUGUGGUUUUUGGGAAGAGGCCUUAGUUGUGUUGAUGAGAUAAUGAAAGCAUUUAAAGCUGAAUAUAUAUAUAUGCUCAUGAUGAAAUCAUUUAGAAGUUAUGUGAAGGUAUGUGCCUCUUACAUGGUUUAAGACGCUAAACAAUGAAUUGGUCUACCGGACAUCUUGUGUCUGCUUGUAGUUAUUGCAUCUAAUUUUUGAUAGUCUUUUAAAACAUCUAUCUAAACAUGACCUUCCAUAGACAUGCAUCAUUGAUAUUUACAGUGAAAAUGUGUUACUGUAACUUCAGAAAAUUAAUUUUUCCUCUAGAAAAUCUUUCCAGUUAGAAGGAUAUCACAUUGUUCCAGGGAUGGAUGUACCUGUUGUGUCCGGGUGUCUGUUUUUAUUAAAUAAUAACAAAUUACAAUGUCAAA
Messenger RNA from Fundulus heteroclitus (mummichog), 1280 nucleotides. RefSeq lists its product as uncharacterized. The coding region runs from base 444 to 893 and encodes 149 amino acids. The record is from RefSeq and is a predicted model, not a curated record. The transcript is spliced from 3 exons. NCBI's taxonomy places the organism in Eukaryota, Metazoa, Chordata, Actinopteri, Cyprinodontiformes, Fundulidae.